ACCGAUGCGAUAUUUAUUUAUGUGUAGCGCUUCGUUCCUCUUCUCUCUUCCAAAAUCUCUCCGGUUUCUAGCUGCUCGCAUACACCUUAUCGGCCAUAUACAUUCGCCGUCGCCGGUGGCGAUUCGCGAGGAUGCUCUCCAUAACGUCGGAGGACCUGAACUACCUCAUUUUCCGCUACCUUCACGAAUCCGGUUUUACUCAUACUGCUUUUGCCCUAGGAUAUGAGGCAGGGAUACAUAAAAGCACUAUAGAUGGAAAUUUGGUUCCUCCUGGUGCUCUUGUUAAAUUUGUGCAAAAAGGAAUUCAGUACCUUGAAUUGGAAGCAAAUUUGAAUAAUGAUGAUGCAGACCUGGAUGAAGAUUUUCAGUUUCUACAACCUUUGGACCUGAUUACCAAGGAUGUAAAUGAACUUCAAAAGAUCAUUAAAGAGAAAAAGGAAAAUCUCCAUAAGGGUAAAUCCCGCGGCAAGGAUAAAGGUAAUAGUGAAAAUGACCAUCAUGAACGAGAACCUGUGAGAGAAAGGGAGAAGGAAAAGAAGCAAAGGGAUAAAGAUCGAGAACGUGAUAGAGAGAAGAUGGAGAAGGAGAAGGAGAAGGAGAAAGAGAAAGAGAAGGAGAAGGAAAAGGAGAAGGGCAAAGACAAAGAAAAACCUCACGAGGAUCUUAUGAUGGAAGCCAAACAAAACAAUGAUAAAAUUAGUAUCAGACAUGAAGAGAAUGAAACUGCUGGAGAGCCAGAACCCAUGGAGAUUUGCACAAGCUUGACAUCCUUAUCCUGUGAAAUCCCAAGUUCUGAUAUCAUGGUUUUAGAAGGGCACACAUCUGAGGUAUUUGCAUGUGCUUGGAGUCCAACAGGUUCACUUCUUGCAUCUGGGUCUGGAGAUUCAACAGCUCGAAUUUGGACAAUUGGAGAUGGGCCAUGCAGUUCUAAAAUGCAGACUGAACCAGUAAAUGUUGUUUUGUUGAAGCAUUUCAAAGGUCGAACUAAUGAGAAAAGCAAGGAUGUUACAACACUUGAUUGGAAUGGCGAUGGUACGUUACUGGCUACUGGUUCUUAUGAUGGUCAGGCAAGAAUAUGGAACCGGGAUGGGGAGUUGAUAAGUACAUUGAAUAAGCAUAAAGGGCCAAUCUUCUCUUUGAAAUGGAACAAAAAAGGUGACUAUCUUCUAAGUGGUAGUGUGGAUAAAACUGCUAUUGUGUGGGACAUAAAGGCAGGCGAAUGGAAGCAACAAUUCGAAUUUCACUCAGCCCCCACACUUGACGUUGAUUGGCGAAACAAUACCUCAUUUGCAACCUGCUCCACUGACAACAUGAUAUAUGUCUGCAAAGUUGGGGAUAACAGACCAGUGAAAUCUUUCUCUGGGCAUCAGGGUGAGGUUAAUGCUAUCAAGUGGGAUCCCUCAGGUUCCUUGUUGGCUUCAUGUUCUGAUGAUUCCACAGCUAAGAUAUGGAGCUUGAAGCAGGAUACAUGUGUGCAGGAUUUGAGGGAACACGCUAAGGAGAUAUACACAAUUAGAUGGAGUCCGACAGGACCAGGUACAAGCAACCCAAAUCAGCAGUUGAUGCUGGCAAGUGCCUCCUUUGACUCAACCAUUAAGCUAUGGGAUGUUGAAGUAGGGCGAGUUAUCCACAGCUUGAAUGGCCACAGGGAUCCUGUUUAUUCUGUUGCAUUUAGCCCAGACGGUGAGUACUUAGCCAGUGGAUCGUUAGACAAAUGCCUGAUCAUAUGGUCGGUGAAGGAAGCCAAGAUUGUGAAGACCUACAGCGGGAAUGGUGGGAUUUUCGAAGUUUGUUGGGACAAGGAAGGCAAGAAGGUUGCUGCUUGUUUCUCAAACAACGUGGUUUGUGUCUUGGACUUCCGUAUGUAGAAAAUGUAGAACCUAUACUAGGCAUGGGAUAGCAAUUCGGGACGUGUGAACUUUGUCGAAAUGUAGCUGCAGCGUUGCAUAUAGAAUCUCGGUGUAGAAAUUCGAGUGAGUGAUUCAAAACAUUGGUGAUAUUAGCUUACUAAAACUUAGGUGGAUAGUUCUGCAACUGUAAUCUUCACCUCCUUUGAUUCUAUUAGACUUUGUGUAGUUUUAACUAUUGAUAUAAUGGCUUUUAUUAUGGCA
Molecule: messenger RNA, 2111 nt
Organism: Ipomoea triloba (trilobed morning glory)
Lineage: Eukaryota; Viridiplantae; Streptophyta; Magnoliopsida; Solanales; Convolvulaceae
Product: WD40 repeat-containing protein HOS15
Exons: 14
Coding region: 132-1868 (578 amino acids)
Biological process (GO): regulation of transcription by RNA polymerase II
Cellular component (GO): histone deacetylase complex
Molecular function (GO): protein binding; transcription corepressor activity
Source: RefSeq, a predicted model, not a curated record